CCCUAGAACCACAGAAACAGCGCCGUCGUGGACCCGGAGUGUAAGCGAGCGCCGAGCCGAGGCAACCAAAACAAACAUGGCCUCAGCAUUGGAGCAUUUCGUGAAUAAUGUCACUUCUCUCUCCUCCCAAGGGAACUAUGGUGAAGUGGUGAAGUACGUCAGUAAGAGCACAGAUGUCCUAGCGAAGAAUGUGGCCCACUUAGACACAGUUCUGGCCACUCUACAGCCACAGAGCCACUCCCUGGGUGCUGUGGCUGUGCUGUGUGUGCGCCUCCAGAACACACUGCACACUGAUGCCAACAUAGACACACUCCAUGCCACUGUGGCCGAGUUUAUCAGUGUGUGCAGUGAUGAGCAGAUCAAGUAUGCGCCGGAUAUGAUGGCGGACAUGUGUGGCAGUUACGCAGACCUCCUGGUGGCUGGGAACUGUGCAAUGAGAGGCAUAGAGGUGCUAAGUACAGCCAUUUACAAGACACAAGAGUCACCCCUUCACCUCACCUCCAUCCACGCCCACCUCCUCCACCUGUGUCUGGAGUCCAAGUGUUUCAAGCCAGCUCUCAAGUUCAUGGAUGUGGAUGUUAUGGAUAUUAGCAAAGAGAGAGGUAACUACGAUGUGAAGCACUUUUUACUGUACUACUACUACGGCGGCAUGAUCUACACGGCCAUCAAGAACUACGAGAGAGCGCAGUACUUCUUCCGAGUGUGCAUCACCACCCCAGCGCUGGCCGUCUCCCACAUCAUGCUGGAGGCCUUCAAGAAAUACAUACUGGUCUCUCUUAUUCUGGAGGGCAAGAUUGGGAAAAUACCGAAGUAUGCAUCGUUGGUGGUGACGCGUUUCAUCAAGCCACUGAGCCAGGCGUACUGGGACCUGGGCACUGCUUUCACCACCAACUGCCCUGACAAAGUGUGUGCCGUCAUCUCAAAGAACCAGGAGACUUUUACCGGUGACCAAAACAUGGGUCUAGUGAAGCAGUGUCUGAGUGCAUUAUACAAGAAGAACAUCCAGCGCCUCACUCGCACCUUCCUCACACUCUCCCUGGCUGACGUGGCUAACAGGGUGCAGCUCUCCACACCGCAGGAGGCUCAGAAGUACAUCCUACACAUGAUCGAGGACGGAGAGAUCCACGCCAGCAUUAACCAGAGGGACGGCAUGGUGGUGUUCCUUGACAACCCUGAGAAAUACAACUCACCCACGAUGAUGGCUAAGCUCGAUAAGGAGAUGCAGUUGUGUAUGGAGGUGGAGCGGAGACUGCAGGCGAUGGAGGAGGAGAUAGUGGUGAACCCGCAGUAUGUCCAGAAGGUUGUGGGUCCCCAGGAUGACGAGGGCCCUUCACAGUCCUCCACCCAGCCAGGAUCCUUCCCCAAUAUGUCCUCCAUGUGAUGUCCCGGCAGGCUAUAGGAUGGUAGGAUGGCAGGAGGGGGGUGUAGGAUUGUGUGGUGGUGGUGGUGGUAGUGGUGGUUGUGGUGGUGGGUGUUUGUGUCUCUGUUUUUGUUUCUCUCUCUCUCUCUCUCUCUCUCUCUCUCUCUCUCUCUCUCUCUCUCUCUCU
Portunus trituberculatus (swimming crab) is the source of this 1547-nucleotide messenger RNA. It is a transcript of the gene CSN3, whose product is annotated as COP9 signalosome complex subunit 3-like. Gene Ontology annotation, biological process: ubiquitin-dependent protein catabolic process. The coding region runs from base 77 to 1381 and encodes 434 amino acids. Lineage: Eukaryota; Metazoa; Arthropoda; Malacostraca; Decapoda; Portunidae. Gene Ontology annotation, cellular component: COP9 signalosome. The transcript is spliced from 8 exons. The record is from RefSeq and is a predicted model, not a curated record.